AUGCCACCUACCACACACCUUCGAGCCCCCCCCGAUGAUCCAGCUACGGAAUGGAUCAUUCAAAAAUACGGUGGAACCUCUGUCGGAAAAUUCCUCGACACCAUCGCACAACAGAUCGUCCCCUCCUAUCUCGCCGGCAACAAAGUAGCCAUCGUCUGUUCCGCUCGUUCCGGUCAAACAAAAGCACUCGGAACUACAAACCUUCUUCUCCAAGCUGCGAGCGAGGCUCUCGAUCAAGCUUCCACCCCCGCAACCUCCUUGACCAACUCGGUCGCAUCAUUGGCAAAUGGUACACAAACACCAAUCCAUCAUCCAACAAGCGCCUUCUCCCGCAAAUCAAGCUCAAAAGGGACACCCCUCGGUCGCGUCGAACCUCUAAGCAGCAAUGUGUUGGAUAGCAAACUCGAACAGCUUCAACUCAACCCGUCUACCUCAGCAGCUAUCAAGAGUGUCGAAAGCGAUGCCGGCUCGGAUGAGGAUCCAGAGCUAGCUAGUGGCUUUAAUGCUACCGUAGACCGAAUCCUCUCCGACCACCUAGCUUCAGCCAGCAAGGCAGUGACAAAGGAUAAACAACUUCUAGCACAGAUCCAGGCCGAGAUUGUUCAAGAUUGCGAUCGACUCCGUGACUUUCUUCUUGCCGCACGCAUCAUCGAGGAAAUCUCGCCAAAGUCGAAAGAUAUCAUCAUUGGUCUCGGUGAACGGCUUUCCUGUCGCAUCGCAGUGGGCGCUUUACGCGAUGCUGGCAUUGCAGCAGAACUUGUUACUCUCGAAUCUGUUGUAGACUCCUCAUUCUCUGCUCAUGCCGUGCAAGAUGCGCAAGGCGAGUUUACACUGGAUCAAGCAUUCUACGACCAGCUAUCCGAAGCCUUAGGGCAGAGGUUGAAGGCCUGUCGAGCAGUUCCUGUGGUAACUGGCUACUUCGGAAAUGUACCUGGCUCCUUGCUUUCUCAGAUCGGAAGAGGAUAUACGGAUCUUUGUGCUGCACUGUGCGCAGUCGGUGUUGGAGCGAAAGAGUUACAGAUUUGGAAAGAAGUCGAUGGAGUUUUCACUGCUGAUCCUCGCAAAGUUCCCACCGCACGUCUCAUCCCAGCAAUCACCCCCGAAGAGGCAGCCGAGCUCACAUACUACGGAAGCGAAGUCAUCCACCCAUUCACGAUGGAACAAGCUAUCAAGAAAGCUAUUCCUAUCCGCAUCAAAAAUGUCGAGAACCCAACUGGCCAAGGAACAGUUAUCUUUCCUGACGUUCCAGCAGGUCACGACUCUACAGAAGACAAGUUAGUCGAUGGCCACGUCGAUCAACCUCAACCAGCCCUCACACCCUCCGCCUCCAAAUCCUCCUUCUCAGCCUGGGGCUCUUCCUCCACCCCCCUCAACCCGCCUCGCGCGCCCAUCAUGGGUUCCGAACGAAAACUCCCCACAGCAGUAACCAUCAAAGACAACGUUCUAGUUCUCAACGUCCAUUCCAACCGCAAAACCGUCUCCCACGGCUUUUUCGCAAAGAUCUUCGGCACUCUCGACAAAUACGGCGUCGUCGUCGAUCUCAUCUCCACUUCCGAAGUGCACGUAUCUAUGGCGAUGGCUGCCGGCCUCCGGCCUCGAACGCUGGAGAAAGUCAAGGCGGAUUUGCAAAAGGUGGGCACCGUUAGUGUACUAAAAGAUAUGGCGAUUCUGAGUUUGGUAGGCAAACAUAUGAGAAACAUGGUCGGUGUAGCAGGGAGAAUGUUCACUGUCCUCGCCGAAGGGAAUGUGAAUAUCGAGAUGAUUAGUCAAGGCGCAAGUGAGAUUAACAUAAGUUGUGUAUUGCAUGAAAAGUUGGCGGUAAAGGCACUAAAUUUGAUCCAUUAUAGUGUUUUGGAGGUUAGUCCAAAGCCGAGUAAUAGUGAGGCUGGCGCUUUUGGUAGGAGUUUCUUCUAG
Molecule: messenger RNA, 1914 nt
Organism: Ustilago hordei
Lineage: Eukaryota; Fungi; Basidiomycota; Ustilaginomycetes; Ustilaginales; Ustilaginaceae
Product: putative HOM3 - L-aspartate 4-P-transferase
Exons: 1
Coding region: 1-1914 (637 amino acids)
Biological process (GO): amino acid biosynthetic process
Molecular function (GO): aspartate kinase activity
Source: RefSeq, a predicted model, not a curated record